Molecule: messenger RNA, 1029 nt
Organism: Synchiropus splendidus (mandarinfish)
Lineage: Eukaryota; Metazoa; Chordata; Actinopteri; Syngnathiformes; Callionymidae
Product: transcription factor HES-5-like
Exons: 2
Coding region: 99-554 (151 amino acids)
Biological process (GO): anterior/posterior pattern specification; regulation of transcription by RNA polymerase II; regulation of neurogenesis
Cellular component (GO): nucleus
Molecular function (GO): DNA-binding transcription factor activity, RNA polymerase II-specific; RNA polymerase II cis-regulatory region sequence-specific DNA binding; protein dimerization activity
Source: RefSeq, a predicted model, not a curated record
UGUCUGAGCUCGCUCUCUGAUUGGUGGAGAGUGUGAGAACCUUCAUCCAGAGCUGGACUCACACAUUGACAUGGAGAUGUGGGACUAUAAAAGGAGGGAUGAAGCCAGCAGAGAUCACAUUCUCUCUACAGAGACCUCUACAGCACACAGAUCCAGACAUGGCACCUACAGCCACUGCAGCACUCAACACUUCUCAGGACCACCUGACUCUCAGCCACAAGCUCAGAAAGCCUCUGGUGGAGAAGUUACGCAGAGAGCGAAUCAACAGCAGCAUCGAGCAGCUCAAGUCCCUCCUGGGUCCAGAGUUCCUCAAACAUCAGCCAGACUCCAAACUGGAGAAAGCAGACAUCCUGGAGAUGACCGUUUGCUUCCUGAGCCAGCUGCAGCAGAAGAGCCAACAACAAGGAAGACUGCUGAAGCACUUCCACAGGCUUCAGUCCUCCUCCGAGAAGAAGAUGGGAGAGAUGGACUUCUCUCCUCUGAGCUCUACAGUCCAGACCUAUGUCACCAUCGACAAGAGUGCAGUCAGCAGCGCCCCCUGGAGGCCCUGGUAGAGACGUACAAGAACAAGGACUGGAACACGUGGCAGGAACAAAUCUCCAAGAUCACAUGACGUUAAAUCCAAUUGGAUUGAGAUCUAUAUUUUCAGAGGCGAAAGACUGUUUCAAGGGGUUAUUGUUAUUCUUUCUGAUGAAAGACUUUUGUAAUUCAAUGAAUUGCAUUUGUAUUGAUCAACUUUUAUGAUCAGAAUUACUGCAUUAUUUAUGAAUGCGAUACAUUCGUUUAACAUUUGACUGUUUAGCGUCAAAUGUGUUGGAAAUGAUGUUUCAUGUUUAGCGUUUUUUUUUACAAUGUAAAAAUUAAAAACCCACAUUGGGUCACCUGCUUUGUCAAGCUCUCAGUGUCAAACCGCAUUUUCGGGGUUGAACGAAUGAAAUGUCUCCGCUCACUUUGUCUUUUGUAAAGGCCUCAGUGAGUCCCUACACUGUAUUUGAGUCCAAUAUCUCAAACGCCAAUGUUUUGCCUCGU